Messenger RNA from Strongylocentrotus purpuratus (purple sea urchin), 1195 nucleotides. RefSeq names its product retinol dehydrogenase 8-like. Gene Ontology annotation, molecular function: oxidoreductase activity. The transcript has 5 exons. The annotation marks the transcript as partial. The record is from RefSeq and is a predicted model, not a curated record. Lineage: Eukaryota; Metazoa; Echinodermata; Echinoidea; Camarodonta; Strongylocentrotidae.
GGGUGCUCAUCGGGCAUCGGGUUGACUACGGCUGUCACGCUGGCCGAAGAUCCCACCCAUCGGUUCUUGGUCUAUGCCACUAUACUCAAGCCCUUCGCAGACGAAACAGUGCUGCAACAAGCUGCAGAUGGGAAGCAGAUCCUGGACCAGACGUUGUUCCCGGUCCAGAUGGAUGUCACCAAGGAUGAGUCCGUCAAGGAUGCAGUUGCCAUGGUGAUAAUGAAACAAGGACGAAUUGAUAUUCUUGUGAACAAUGCAGGGGUGGCCAUGGUAAACGUUUCAGAAACGGCCACGGUGGAACAAGUCAAGAGGGUAUUCGAUAUCAACUUCUUCGGUAACUUCCGGGUCACUCGAGAAAUACUUCCGGUGAUGAAGAAACAGAGGUCCGGUCGCAUAAUCAACAUAUCAAGCAACAAUGGAAUCUCUUGCUUCCCCUAUAUGGGAGUGUAUGGAGCAUCCAAGCAGGCUAUCGAAGCUUUCAGCCAAGAAACAGCUAUUAUUGGCCGCUUCUUCAACAUAUGGGUAAGUGUGAUCGAACCUGGUCCUGUUGACACACCCAUUCGUGAGGCGAUAGUAUCCUUAGGUUUGGGCGGCGUGGGUCAUAUUCAGCAGAAUCCCGACGUCGAUGACCUCGAUAAGCGUCUGGCCAGAUACUUUGAAGUCGAGAGCGAGUUCCACGGCCAACCGAUGCAACAACCUGAAGAAAUCGCUCAGAUCGUACUCGAAGCGGCCACCGCGGUGAAACCCCAUUUUAGAUAUCAAACAUCCCAGGCCGUGGAAGAUUUUGCGAAACAGAUAUUCGUUGACUCAACAGGAGAUUCAUAUAUCGAUUCCCAAGCAAAUCGACUGAAGCCAUUCGCCGACAAAAAUUAACAAGAUGUACUGAAUUACUAGUCGAUAAGUUGGGUGCGUGUGGGUGUGGGUGUGUAUAUGAAUAAAUUUGAGCAGGUAAGCUUGCUGUGUGUUUGGUGUUUGUGUGUCGGAGGGAGGGGUGUGGGUGUGUGGGGAUGUUCUUCCGUGUGAGUGUAGGUUAAUGUGAUCUGUACACGUAUUGAAGUUUGAAGUUUAUUUUCCUAACAAAAAGUGUAUACAUCAAUAUAACAAAUAUGAAUUUUUAACAAUGAAAGGAUAAAUGGCACGUGUGUGGAUCAGAGAGAUUCAGAUGGAAGUGGGUGUUUUUUUAGGGUUGGGUAGU